AUGCGUGGAAAAGAGUACAUCAGGGAGAAUCUCCUGACGAUUCUCAUGGUCGUGGGCGUCGUGCUGGGCAUCGUCAUUGGUAUCGUCCUGCACACUACGAGUUCCGGCGCGUGGUCGUCCAGGAACGUGAUGUACAUGCAGUAUUUGGGGGAUCUGUUCCUCCAAAUGCUGCGCGGACUGGUGCUGCCGCUCAUCAUCUCGUCUCUCGUGGCGGCGGUCAGCAGCAUGGACAUGUCCAUGUCCGGCCGAAUAGGAGGCCUGGCGGUCGCCUACUACAUGCUGACGACGAUCCUGGCCAUUAUUCUAGGCAUUAUUCUGGCCAUCACGAUCAAACCAGGAGUGAAUCACAGUGUCGAAGAUGGCGGCGAAGAGAUUGUGGGUCGAAACACAACGACGGCCGACACUCUCUUGGACUUAGUCCGGAAUCUCUUCCCACCAAACUACAUUCAGGCUUGUCUUCAGCAAUAUCAAACACAUUUGAUUCCACCGUCUGAAGACAACACUGAAGCAUUGGCAGACAUUAAUCUGUGGAAAUUGAAAGGAGUUUUUGUUGACAGCACAAAUAUUCUGGGGCUCGUCGUAGCAUCCAUUGUUUUCGGCAUCGCUCUCAGUUCGCCAGUCGGAGUGCUCUUUCUGAUCUGCGCCAAAUUCAUUGAAGCCGAGAACCUCACCGUUUUCACUAGUCUUGGCAUCUUUUUCGUAACAGUACUUGGUGGUGUUCUAUUUCACGGAUUCGCUGUUCUUCCGCUGAUUUACUACAUUCUGACUAGGAAGAAUCCUUACAUCUUGAUUCGGCACAUGGGACAAGCUAUGGCCACAGGUUUUGGUACAUCCUCCAGCACAGUGACAAUACCCGUGACAAUGCGGUGCCUCGAAGAGAAUCACGGAAUCGAUCCUCGCGUUACGCGAUUUAUGGUUCCGAUUGGCGCUGCAAUCAACAUGGAUGGAACUGCUCUUUAUGAGGCUGUGGCCGUUAUCUUUAUUGCUCAAAUGCGAAGUAUACCUCUCUCUUUUGUUGAUAUUUUGAUCAUCAGUCUCGCAGCCACUGCGGCUAGUAUCGGAACCGCCAGCAUUCCUCAGGCAGGAAUCGUGGCUUUGGUGAUGGUCUUGGAUGUUGUAGGAUUACCAGCCGAGGACAUUGGCCUCAUUCUGACAGUGGACUGGCUGCUUGGUCGUUUCCGCACUGUGACAAACAUCCUCGGAGAUGUAUUUGGAGUGGGCAUUAUUACCGAAUUCAGUAAGAACUUUUUGAAAAAGCUCGACACUCAAGAAGCAUGCGACAAUACUGAGCAUAUCUCAUCUUAACUACACAUUUAA
Messenger RNA from Phlebotomus argentipes, 1317 nucleotides. Its product is annotated as excitatory amino acid transporter 3-like. Lineage: Eukaryota; Metazoa; Arthropoda; Insecta; Diptera; Psychodidae. Gene Ontology annotation, cellular component: plasma membrane. The record is from RefSeq and is a predicted model, not a curated record. The coding region runs from base 1 to 1305 and encodes 434 amino acids. The transcript has 2 exons. Gene Ontology annotation, molecular function: L-glutamate transmembrane transporter activity; neutral L-amino acid transmembrane transporter activity; glutamate:sodium symporter activity. Gene Ontology annotation, biological process: L-glutamate transmembrane transport.